Messenger RNA from Acanthoscelides obtectus, 2643 nucleotides. The record is from the annotation of a GenBank genome assembly. NCBI's taxonomy places the organism in Eukaryota, Metazoa, Arthropoda, Insecta, Coleoptera, Chrysomelidae.
CAAGCAUGGACAACUGAUGACUACAGUAACUACUCCUGUAUUUGACAGGCAAAAUUAUUCGGUACGUGCUGCCAAUCUUUUGGGAGUCGUAGGUACAGAUGUGUCCAUUGACCAGAUCAAAAAACUUAUUCCACCAUAUAAGCUUGGUGUAAAUGGAUACUCUUUCAUAGUGAACAAUAAUGGCCAUGUUCUGUGUCAUCCGGACUUAAGACCUCUGGAAACCGGUGACUAUUAUGAUAACGAGCUGAAAUCCAAAUACGUAACUGUUGAUUUAACAGAAGUUGAACUGGUAGAACAUGAAAAUGGUCCUAGGGAAAAUCACACAGUCCUACUCGAUCUGAGACAUGACAUGAUCGACCAAAAAGAGGGCGAAACAGAGCUGAGUGUAAAAGUUCACUAUGACCAUAUGAGACGUGUAACUACAAGAAGAAAUAAGUAUUUCUAUAACCCCAUAGAAGGAACACCUUUUUCUCUAGGUCUUGCCAUACCAGAAGGAUACGGAAUGUAUGAGCUUUCCGCUGAACAAGAAAUCAAGCACAGUCAGAAAAAUGUGACUGACUACUUCAAGGGUAACAACUGGAGGGUUCACCCUGACUGGGUUUAUUGUGAAUACACCAGUGGUACCUCUGGAGAACAGUGGUUCAAAACCGCUGAAGAAAGAGUGUUGCAUUUUUUGUCUAGAAGUAGAAGACCUGGAUGGAAAUGGAUGUCUCUGCGGCCAAGGUUAACCUUGCUCAGAGAACACCAUCACUUAUCUUCGAAGCAAGAUAAGGAUGCCUAUUACUGUGAUAAAACACUAAUACAAUCUCUAGUUCUGGACUCUAUGGUAACAGAAAGCUUAGAAAAGCACCCAUUCAGACCUAGAUUGGAAGACAAGCAGCAAGGCUACGAAAUAUUUGGACUUGUGCUGACAUUCGUAGCUACAAGAAGCGGUUUGCUACGAUGGACAAACCAUACCAAUUUUAAGAGCAACGAACCUCAUUUCAGCGAGAAUAAUGUCAGAGCGAUGGACGAAACUUGGUACAAACGAGCUGUAGAUCAACAUUCUAUUGAACCAGAAAGCUUCGUUUAUUCAGUUCCAUUUGACGUGGGGUCAUAUGGAAAGCCCUUAGUGACCGCUACUCAUGCUGUCUUCGUCGAACAUAAGGGGCACAGAGCACCAGCAGCUGUCGUAGGAUUGCAAUAUCAACAUGCCACAUUGGCCUCGCAUUUUCACAAUAUUACUUCCAAGUGUACUGGUCCUAAUAGCUGUAAGAAAACCUGCGCAAGUGACAAGUUAGAUUGUUACGUAUUAGACAAUAAUGGAUUUGUGAUCAUCUCCGAAAAUAACGACCAUACUGGGAGGUUUUUCGGGCAAAUCGAUGGCACGAUCAUGGACUCUUUGGUUCAGGAUAGAAUUUACGUCAAAAUACCCGUCUACGAUUAUCAAGGAGCUUGUUCUAACAGCAGGUUUCACUUCAGCGGGGGAACUAGUAAAAUUGGACUCUUCGCCCCAGCAAAGUUGCUUCUGGGAAUAAUUAUGAAGAGUCUACUAUUUUUCUUCUCGCAACUCAACAAUGCUUAUGGUACUGCCUUGAUGUACACCCAAAAUGAUGAUGACGAUGACCUAGUUUACUCGGACUAUGAAAUAGACAACUACGCUAAUGGAGAUGAUCUUGGUGAAACACCCCAGUUGUCAUCUCCUACAAACACUUUCUCGCAACCAUUCAUCCCGACGUAUGAAUCGGAUCCUUUGGAGGAUGUAACAUUCGGGCCAUUUGGGGUAAAACCGUGUGACAGAAAGGUGGAUCUAUAUGUGUUACAACCAGAGAAGUUGAAUACAAGUGGGCAAAGUAAUCCGCUGAAAGGGAAGUUAACCAACUGUCACAACAGCGGCUGUGAAAGACCAUUCAGCGUCCAGAAGAUACCACAUAGCAACCUUAUUCUUCUGGUGGUGGAUACCGCAUGUCCAUGUGGUAGCAAGCAGCUGAGUAUCGUGCCACAAGAAGUCAGUUAUGAGUCAAAGAAUGGUGGUUGUCUGCAUAAGCCAAAGGAUAGUCUGUACAGAAGGAGGCCACCAAAGUGUAUAAACUAUCAUCCAGAGGAAGUGGAGAUCCGUAUAUGCGGCGGUGCAGCGUUCUUGUCUACGGAUACACUUGUAUUGUUACUGAGCCUCGCCAGUUGCAUCAUUGCUUUCCUGUCGUGAUUGGAUGCGUACAUGUAAUUAGGUCGUUAAUAAAUUUCAAAACUAUAAGAUGAUCGACGGUAGUACAUUUAUAUCAGUUAGACAUUAAGAGAAUUGUAAAGUUGUACAGAAUAUGUCGCUAUGACAUGAUGCAUAAGACGAUUUAAACAAAAACACUGUAGUGUAAAAAGUAUACCCAUCAUUCAAGAGCUAAAUCUUGGAUGAAGGUUUUCUUCCACUAUACCAUAUCAUACUAGGAUCAUGUCAUGGACAUAGAGUAACUUUGCUGCUGAUGCCACGCUACGUGGCACAGGCAGACCAAAGCAGUUAUCCAAGAGAAGACAGUUAGACAAGGCGAUCAAAUUAGAGAGAGAUAGACUGAUCUUACCAACAAAAUGGCGCUUAACCACGGAUUCUUCUUAAAUGGCCACCAAACCAAAGGCUCACAGAUCGCUGUUUUGGUGGUAAAAUGUGCUGAG